Molecule: messenger RNA, 948 nt
Organism: Acanthochromis polyacanthus (spiny chromis)
Lineage: Eukaryota; Metazoa; Chordata; Actinopteri; Pomacentridae
Product: zona pellucida sperm-binding protein 3-like
Exons: 9
Coding region: 1-948 (315 amino acids)
Biological process (GO): positive regulation of acrosome reaction; binding of sperm to zona pellucida; egg coat formation
Cellular component (GO): extracellular matrix
Molecular function (GO): acrosin binding
Source: RefSeq, a predicted model, not a curated record
AUGGCUUUCUUCUGGUGUUGCGCGCUGCUCUUGGGCCUGGUGGCUGCCAGUUUAGUAAAUGCAGACAUGAAAGUGGACUGCAGGCCUGAUUACAUGACGGUAGUGUGGUCGGACAGCAGAUCGCAGGCCGACACUUCACUCUUCCGGCUGGGGACCUGCGUUCCCACCAGCGUCUCGGCUCGGGAGGCUGUUUUCAGCGUGCGUCUCGACGAUUGUAACUUCAGGACGCUGGUUACCGGGGAUCACCAGAUGUACACCAAUGAUCUGGUCUACUACUCUCCUCCUAACUCUCUGAUGCCUUCCUUCUCCCUCCCUGUCGUCUGUGCGUAUGAAAGGCCUAAAGACUGGACAAUUAGGAUUUUUGACCCAGUGUUUGAUACGUACGGUCAAGAUGAUCUUGUAUUCUUUAUUGGAAUUAUGAAUGAUGACUUCUCUGGUCCUGCUGAAACCACCAGUUUUUCUCUGGGCUCCUUCAUUCGCAUCAUGGCCAGUGUGGAGCAGCAGCACCACCAGCCUUUGCUGAUGCUUCUAGAUGAAUGCAUUGCUACCACGUCACCAGAGCUGCAGCAUGAAGUCGCUCUAUACCCAAUAAUCGCCAAUAAGGGGUGUCUUGUGGACAGUAAGACCUCACUCUCCAGAUUUGAACCAAGAGUAAAGUCAUCAGAGAUCCACUUGUCCCUUCAAGCCUUUAGGUUUGCUCUGGGAGAGGAGGUAUUUAUUCACUGCAACCUUCUGGCUUGGGACCCCAAUGCUCUUGACCACACCAAGAAGGCCUGUAACUAUGUGAAAGCUCAUGGCUGGGAGUUGCUGGACCACCCUACAUACAGCAGUAUAUGUGCCUGCUGUGAAUCCAGCUGCAAGUCCAGGAAGACAAGAAGCCUGACAUCAGGGAAGCGUGGAGUUGAACAUAAAGCAGUCCUUGGGCCCAUUACCAUCAAGGAUUCCUGA